This is a messenger RNA of Triplophysa dalaica, 3679 nucleotides long. It is a transcript of the gene dpy19l1l, whose product is annotated as dpy-19-like 1, like (H. sapiens). Gene Ontology annotation, cellular component: nuclear inner membrane. The record is from RefSeq and is a predicted model, not a curated record. Gene Ontology annotation, molecular function: mannosyltransferase activity. The transcript is spliced from 22 exons. Bases 134 to 2326 code for a protein of 730 amino acids. NCBI's taxonomy places the organism in Eukaryota, Metazoa, Chordata, Actinopteri, Cypriniformes, Nemacheilidae.
UGUAAAGUCCCAGAGCGCAGGAUCUGUGCAGGACUAAUGUAACAGAUGUGAGACCCUUUAAAGAGUGAAACAACUGAUUUAGCACACACAUAACCUCCUGUCGCUCCUUCUUAAGAGACAUUAUUGUGAAACAAUGGUAGUUAAAACGAGAAAACCAAACGCAAAGGAUCUAAACAGCGAGAAGGACAGGAGUCAACCUGUGUCUGGCAAAAGCAGGCGUGGAAAAGAUGGAAAAGGCUCGUCUUUCCAGAGUAAAAACGGAGCGGUUACUGGGAUCAUAAGAAGCAAACUGGGCUUGAGUUCAUCCGCCUUCACGAGAGGAAUAACGGUCCUGGUUCUCGCUUUCAUUGUUGGAUAUUUACACUGGUAUCAUCUCUCACUUCUAUUUGAAAAUGACAGACACUUCUCACACAUGUCAUCGCUGGAGAAGGAGAUGGCUUUUCGAACUGAAAUGGGACUUUAUUAUUCAUAUUUCAAAACCAUCAUUGAGGCGCCUUCUUUCGCGGAUGGUCUUAACAUGAUCAUGAACGACAGACUCACUGAAUAUCCGCUGGUGAUAAACACUCUAAAGAGGUUUAACUUGUACCCUGAGGUGGUCUUGGCCAGCUGGUACCGAGCAUACACCAGCACAAUGAGUUUCUUUGGAGUCUCUACCAAGUUGUGUUGGACCAUAAACAGAGGCGAGGGUCAAGAACCUGUGGAGAGCUGUGAAGGUUUGGGAGAUCCUGCAUAUUUUUAUGUCACUUUUGUGUUCGUCUUAAAUGGGGCAAUGAUGAGCCUGUUCUUCAUUUAUGGAACAUAUCUGAGUGGCAGUCGACUGGGUGGGACCGUGACAGUUUUGUGUUUAUUUUUCAACCACGGAGAGAGCACACGAGUCAUGUGGACCCCUCCUCUCAGAGAGAGCUUCUCUUACCCAUUCCUGGUUCUGCAGAUGCUUCUGCUCACACACAUCCUGCGGACAAGGAACCCGUGCAGAAAUACUAUGAUGGCUUUGGGUAUCUCCAAUGUGUUCUUCAUGCUGCCCUGGCAGUUCGCACAGUUUGUUUUACUUACCCAGGUGGCUUCUCUUUUUGCUACAUAUAUCCUGGGUUAUCUGAGCCCUGCGAAAAUGCAGUCUGUCUUGGUCACGCACAUGAUCUCUCUGGUCGUCUGUUUCCUUCUGAUGUUUGGGAACUCGAUGCUGUUGACGUCCUUCUACGCCUCUUCACUAGUCUCCAUCUGGGGUAUUAUUUCUCUCCGGGAUUGUUUUGCGGCUGUAUUGAAACCUGGACUUCUCACGUGGCUCAUGCAGUGCCUUGCGUGGGUGGUCUCCACUGUCAUCCUGAAGUUCAUGCUCUCAAGGAUUGUUGGAGCAUCAGAUGAUGCUCAUAUCAGCAGUCUGAUCAAAUCCAAGUUCACAAGCUACAAAGAUUUCGACACAAUGAUGUACACAUGCGCAGCCGAGUUUGACUUCCUCGAAGCGGAGACUCUUUACCGGUAUGUCAAAACCCUGCUGCUUCCAAUAAACCUGCUGAUUGUGGGUUUCAUUGCUGGAUGGAUGAUACGAGACGUGAUUGUGUUUCUCAGAAGCGAAAGGAAAGACAAAUCGGAGGAGGAAGAAACGGAGCAGGCCCACGUUUUGGCGAAGGGUGUGCUGGUGUAUCACAGUCUGCAGCUGUUGGCGUUUGCAGUGUUGGCUGUGCUCAUCAUGAGACUGAAGCUGUUUCUCACUCCUCACAUGUGUAUCAUGUCCUGUUUAAUCUGCUCAAGACAGUUGUUUGGCUGGAUUGGAGAGAAGCUUAAACUCCAAAUGGUAGUUUUUGCAAUAUUGUCCAUGAUGGCAGUUCAAGGAGUCACCAACCUACAGAGUCAGUGGGGCGUUAUAGGAGAAUUCAGUAACUUUCCACAAGAAGAGCUUCUAGAGUGGAUUAAGGACAACACGAGCCCUAAUGCUGUAUUUGCUGGUGCUAUGCCCACCAUGGCAAGUGUAAAACUAUCCACCGACAGAGCCAUCGUGAAUCAUCCGCACUAUGAGGAUGCAGGAUUGAGAGAAAGAACAAAGAUGGUAUAUGCCAUGUACAGCCGCAAGCCACCUGAGGUUGUAAAGAGAAACUUAAUAAAGCUGCAGGUGGAUUACUUCAUCCUGGAGGACUCGUGGUGCACCAGACGCACUAAGCCCGGUUGCAGUAUGCCUGAGAUCUGGGAUGUGGAGGACUCUCACAAUGCUGGAAAAGUGCCACUUUGUACCUUGAUGUCUAAGGAUUCUCGUCCGCACUUCUCCACUGUCUUUCACAACAGUAUUUAUAAAGUCCUUCGGGUUCCCAAAACAGCGAAAGAUAUCAGAUAACAGCAGUUUAUUUACUCGGUCGAACCUGUUUUUGAUAUGGUGUAUACACACAGCAGUGAUUAUUUUUGUAAAGGUCACUCUUGUUUUUCUUGCAUCUUGCUUGUGACACUUUAGAAUCCGUUUUAUUUUGAUAAGCUGUAACAGAUGUUUAAAUGUGGUGAUUCACAGCAGAUCGUCAGUCAGUAUUGAAUCACCAUUUCCCCCUAAACCAUCUACUUACUGAAACGUGAGUAUUUAUUGUAUUAGGAUGAUUGUGAUCUUUGCCAUCCUGGGUGCUGCUGUUUUAUCUUUUAGAGGUGAAAGGAAUUCAGCGUUGUUUACCAUCAUCAUCUCACUUUUUGAGAUGUAAAGUAAAAAAAAUUUGGGGCAGAUGCUGUCUUACCAAAGUGACCAACAAAAGAUGUAUCUAUGAUUUAAAGGGGUCAUAUUAAGAUUGGCCAGUUAACCAGUGCGUAGUGAUAUACUGGAAGAGUGUGACGGAAAUAUAACGCCUCUUACCCUAUUUGGAACAUCAGGUACUGACAGGUACGACCACCUUACUUAGUCUUAGUCAAGUCAUACUACGAACUGAUGUAGAUUCGUGGGGGUGUGGCUACACGAGGCGUUUCAGGCAGGUCUGGGUGAGCAUUCGCUUUUAGAUAGAAUGCAUCUUAUAACACACCAAAGCCACAGAAAAACACGUAUUCUCGUCAUAUGACCCCUUUAAACGAACCGUUUGUAGUGUUACUUUUAAAAUCGACCAAUUUCAGUGUUUAUCUGUAACUGCUUGUUACUUCAUGUAAAGAUUUUAUGUGCGGAGAUCAUGGUUAAUGUUUCGUAUUAUUGUAAGGUAUGGUUUUGUGAAAUAAUUCGUUUUAAAAAUUAUUUCGUUUGUAGCAGACGUUUACUUUACAACUCCUUCAUUCCAAUACUGUACAACUCUUUCAUUCCAAUACUGUACAACUCUUUCAUUCCAUAACAUUUCAGUGUCAUUCUCUCUGUAUUGAAGUUUAUAUUCCAGUGUUAAGCGUUUUUCUCAUUUCCUAGCCGUCAGCGGAAUGAAACAAGGAAACCGCAACAUGCAAUUAACUGAAUUGCGCAAUAUGUUUUCUUCAUGUUAUGGGUUUAGGGGUCUUAAUGAUACAGUCAGUAUUCACUGCCAUAGGUAUUCAUUUGUACUAUUUGUUUGGUUUUAAAUCUAAAGUGUCCUUUACAUUUUAUUAAGAUUCCUUUAAUUGUACAUGCAGAGGUUUAGGAAUGUUCACUGUCUUCAGGAACUCGUUACUCUUCUUGUCCUUUUUAUCUGUAAGGUAUAGCAGGACUGAAGCCUUUCCUAUUCUGGAUCUUUCCUCUGAAUAAACGUUUUUAUUUGAA